Molecule: messenger RNA, 1463 nt
Organism: Cyanistes caeruleus (blue tit)
Lineage: Eukaryota; Metazoa; Chordata; Aves; Passeriformes; Paridae
Gene: SFR1
Product: SWI5 dependent homologous recombination repair protein 1
Biological process (GO): positive regulation of DNA-templated transcription; double-strand break repair via homologous recombination
Cellular component (GO): Swi5-Sfr1 complex
Source: RefSeq, a predicted model, not a curated record
ACUGAAAGGCAAAACUGUCUUUUCCCCUUCUAACUCAAAUUUUCUUUACUUGCUGGACAGAAUUUUUUCUGUGGUGAACAGUAUUACUGCUUGAGAAUGCCAAGGAUUCUUAACCUAAAAUACAGGAAAAGGAUUUCAAAAGUGUAGGAACUGUGUGAAUGUGCUGCCAAGUAACAGCAUUAGCAAACCAGUGAAAAAAGUAUUUGCUGUGGUCAUUUGAAAACGAAUUUGCAUUAGAAAGUAAAGGCAGAGAAUCCUAGGAUUGGGUUUUUUAAAGGUAUCUUAGACUUGAAAUGAUUUUGCUCCUUGGAAAGACUUAUUACGUAUUUGUGGCAUACAGUAUACAUAAAAAUGAUGUAGCUUUUUCUAGGCUCUUGCUUACAACAAGAAAUAGUAGUACUAAGCUUCCGUUCUACUUAAUCGAUGCUAUGAGCUUCCAGUUUAAUUGACAGAUUGCUAAAAUAACCAAUUAACUAGGCUCUACUAAGGCUUGGGGUUUUUUAAGAGUACCGUAUGUUCAGUUUUGAACAGCUGGGGGGGAAUGUUGACUUCUAAGAUAAAUGAGGACCUCCAUCCUUUGGUAUCAAGCCAGGAAGACCAGGGUUGCUCUGCUGUUGAGGCUUUGGCAUACUGAAGCUUUGACAGUUUUCAUCUGUGAAGAGGAAGCCCCUUGUGCCAGCCCUCUGUUGCCUAGUUUUGGUUUGCAGGAUUUUAUUCUUGAGAGGCUUCUGUUUCAAAACUCCAAAUUGCAAUUUGCAGAGGCUGCUAUUCAUCUCAAGAUGGAAGAGUCAGUGCUGGAUAAAUUGCCAUCUUUGUGCAAUACUCCAAAGGAUUCUGGAGCAGCACCUGCACAGGGGACUAGUUCAGCAAAACAGCAAAUGAGUGCAGCUCUGAGGGAACGAUUACGGAAAACAAGACGUUCAUUUAAUGCCAAUUUUGCAGUGGCAAAGCGCCUCAAAAUAGACACAGAAGAAAAAGAUUCUGCUGAUGCUGACACAGGGUGCUUGCCAGAGACAAGUACAGACUGUUCCAGAUUACAAGAUGGUUCUGAAAACCUGGAAGGAAAUGGCACUGGACACACAUGUUUCAAAAGUUCCUCACAGGAAAGUGAUCCCUGUGGAUCAGCAGAGAAUUCAGAUAUGCCACAGGUUGAUCUUGGUCAGCAGCAGUCCCUGGAAGAAAAAGUAAAGCUGGUGAAACAAGUGCAAGAGAAGGAAGAGCUACUGCGUAGGCUCAAACUGGUGAAGAUGUAUCGGUCCAAGAACAACCUGUCUGAGCUGCAGGCUUUGAUAGUGAAGUGGAGAAGUAGCACCCAGCUGAUGCUGUAUGAGCUGCAGUCAGCCUUUUCUGCAGAUGGCAAGAAAGUGAGUCUCACUGAGCUCAUCGAUACUUUUGGGCUAGAAGACCAAUUACUGCACUACAAGCUUCCUUUGCACAGACACAAAAGACUGAAUAAAUUCUGA